Molecule: messenger RNA, 6591 nt
Organism: Podarcis raffonei (Aeolian wall lizard)
Lineage: Eukaryota; Metazoa; Chordata; Lepidosauria; Squamata; Lacertidae
Gene: AASS
Product: aminoadipate-semialdehyde synthase
Exons: 24
Coding region: 152-2938 (928 amino acids)
Cellular component (GO): cytoplasm
Molecular function (GO): saccharopine dehydrogenase activity
Source: RefSeq, a predicted model, not a curated record
GCGGCCCGACUCCCCCUCGCAAUGUUGCAAACCGCGCGCCUUUGAUGGGCAGCUGGCCGCUUGUUGCGCAAGGCCAGGCAGGCGGAGCUCGCCGGGGACAGGCAGCCGGGCGCCCACCUUUCCCACGCGUGGACCCGAAAGGUUUUUAAUCAUGCUUCGAGCAUUCAAACGCACAGGUGGUAGGUUUGAGAGCCAUCUUUCAAGGUGGCAGCAUUAUCAUAAAUCUGUCCUGGCAAUCAGAAGAGAGGAUGUCAAUGCCUGGGAAAGAAGAGCCCCGUUAGCCCCACGGCACGUCAAACUUUUAACCAACCUGGGCUACAAAGUUCUGGUGCAACCGUCCAAUCGAAGGUCCAUCCAUGAAAAAGACUAUGUUAAAGCUGGUGGUAUUAUACAGGAAGACAUUUCGGAGGCCUGCCUGAUUGUGGGUGUGAAGAGGCCGCCGGAGGAUAAACUAAUUCCCAACAAGAACUAUGCAUUCUUCUCUCAUACUAUUAAAGCUCAGGAGGCAAAUAUGCCCUUGUUGGAUGAGAUCCUGAGCAAGAACAUUCGACUGAUAGAUUACGAGAAAAUGGUGGAUCACAGAGGAGUGCGAGUUGUAGCCUUCGGAAAGUGGGCUGGCGUUGCAGGUAUGAUCAACAUUUUACAUGGAAUGGGAUUGCGAUUUCUUGCUCUGGGGCAUCAUACUCCUUUUAUGCACAUUGGUAUGGCCCAUAACUACAGAAACAGUAGCCAGGCAGUCCAAGCUGUCCGCGAUGCUGGUUACGAAAUUUCCCUAGGCUUGAUGCCAAAGUCUAUUGGACCCAUAACAUUUGUGUUUACAGGCACCGGCAACGUGUCUAAGGGUGCCCAAGAAAUGUUCAAUGCUCUCCCUUGUGAGUUUGUGGAGCCCCACGAGCUGAAGGAGGUCUCUCGAACUGGAGACCUCAGAAAAGUCUAUGGGACGGUGUUGAGUCGACACCACCAUCUUAUAAGGAAGAGCGAUGGCGUGUAUGACCCCGUGGACUACGACAAGCACCCAGAACACUACACCUCUCGUUUCAACACAGAUAUUGCACCUUAUGCUACUUGCGUGAUCAAUGGCAUCUACUGGGAGCAGCAUACUCCGCGGCUGCUAAGCAGGCAGGAUGCACAGCGACUUCUGGCUCCUCUGCGACCUUCUGCUGCUGCUACCGAAGGAUGUCCACAAUUGCCACACAAACUUGUUGCAAUAUGUGACAUCUCUGCAGACACUGGAGGGUCUAUAGAAUUUAUGACAGAAUGUACAACAAUAGACAGCCCUUUCUGCAUGUAUGAUGCCGAUCAGCAUAUUAUCCACGACAGUGUGGAGGGAUCAGGGAUUUUGAUGUGUUCCAUUGACAAUCUGCCAGCUCAGCUUCCUAUAGAAUCAACAGAAUGCUUUGGAGACAUGCUUUUCCCUUACAUUGAAGAGAUGCUGUUAUCUGAAGCCUCGGAGCCCCUUGAAAGCCAGAAUUACUCACCUGUAGUUAGAGACGCAGUGAUUGCAUCCAAUGGUUCAUUGACUGAUAAGUAUAAAUAUAUCCAGAAACUGAGGGAGCGCAGGGAGUACACCCAGUCACUGACCAUGGAUAAAAAGAGGAAGAUCUUGAUACUUGGAUCUGGCUAUGUCUCGGGGCCUGUGAUAGAAUACCUCACGAGAGACCCCAACAUUGAAAUAACAGCAGCAUCUGUCAUGAAGAAACAACUUGAGCAGCUGGCUAAGAAAUACAGCAAUGUUGUUCCUGUUGUUGUGGAUGUCACCGAAGACGAGAAGAGAUUAGAGGCCAUGGUGAAGAAGCACAACCUUGUUAUCAGCUUGCUGCCUUACGCAUUCCACCCUGUGGUUGCUAAGAAGUGCAUUGACAACAAGGUGAAUAUGGUUACUGCCAGUUACCUGACACCUGCUAUGAAAGAGCUGCAGGAAAGUGUCGAGGCGGCUGGCAUUACCGUUAUCAGCGAAAUGGGUCUGGAUCCUGGGCUUGAUCAUAUGCUGGCGAUGGAGUGUAUUGAUAAAGCGAAAGAAGUGGGGGCUACGGUGGUGUCUUACACUUCCUUCUGUGGUGGCCUGCCCGCUCCGGAACAUUCUGGCAACCCCUUGAGAUAUAAAUUCAGCUGGAGUCCACAGGGAGUCCUGCUCAACACUGUUCAACCUGCUACGUAUUUAAAAAAUGGAGAGAUUAUUAAUAUUCCAGCCGGAGGAGCUUUGCUUGAUUCUGUUACUGUCAUGGAUUUUUUCCCAGGAUUAAAUUUGGAAGGUUUUCCAAACAGGGACAGUACAAAAUAUGCCAAACCCUAUGGCAUUCAGUCAGCUCACACUCUCUUAAGAGGAACAUUACGAUACAAGGGUUAUUCUAAAGCUAUUGGAGGCUUUGUGAAACUAGGACUGAUAAAUUCAGAGCCAUGUCCUAUGCUCAGUGCAACAGCAGCUUCUAUAAGCUGGAAAGAACUUAUGUGCAGGCUACUUGGACUUAAGCAGUCUGCCACAUACGAUGAUCUCCGAAAUGCCGUCUACAAUAAACUGAAUGAGGAUGCAAGGCAGCUGGAUGCAGUCGAAUGGCUGGGGUUACUUGGAGAUGAGCCCGUUCCAAUAGCAGAAACAAUAGUUGGUGCACUAGCGAAACACAUGGAGGCCAAGCUAUCCUAUGGUCCCGGAGAGCGCGAUAUGAUAGUCAUGAGGAAUGAAAUAGGAAUCAAACAUCCGUCUGGUCAUUUGGAAGACAAAUAUGUCAAUCUUGUGGUGUAUGGAGACGAUAAAGGAUAUUCCGCAAUGGCUAAAACUGUAGGGUACCCGACUGCUAUCGCAGCAAAGAUGGUUCUUGAUGGAGAAAUUGACACCAAAGGCAUGGUCAUCCCAUUAACCAAGAAUAUUUAUGGACCAAUACUCGAACGUGUUCGAGCUGAAGGAAUUACCUACAGUACCCAGAGCGUUAUCAAACAAUAAAGGAGACAUAUUUUCUACCCUCCUUUUUUCCAGCCCGUAGUUUUGCACGCACAUUUUGAAGCCUAAAAAUAGUUGUCCGUAGGCACUAUUCCCCUGAAAGUCUUCCCUGUCCAGAGCCCAUUGAAAUGAAUAGCAGCUACACAACAGCAGAACUCUUCUCUUGUGUGCAGUGCCAGUCUGCUUUAGUGAAACUUCGACAAGAGAAAUUCUGGGUGAGUUGUGCUGUAUGCCUUUUUUUACAGACUGGGAUCCAACCCACUCUUGACCUGGAAGCAAAUCCCAUGUAAUUCAGUUUGGCUUACUUCUGAGCAGGUUGCCCUGCAAGGAUGAUUUGUAAAGCUUUCAGGUGGAGAACAGGUGUCCAGUCAUAGCAGAGGAGCGCAGGACUCUUCAAACGAUGCCAAAAUGUUUUUAUUCAUGUCCUAAAUGCUGCAACAUUGCUGAAUGUAGUGAGUUCAAGACUUCAUUUUUAAACGGAACAAUGACCCCGAAUAUGUGACAAGAAGAAAAUUGUAAUAUUUGUUGCUUUCCCCAUUCUAUUCAUCAUAUGUGUCCUAAGGUCCUGAUACAUACUAUGAAGAGCUUCUGUUUAAAGUCCAGGAGGUAUUUCCCCCCACAAAAUAGCAGUCAUUUUAUGGUGUCCUCCGCCUUCUCAGAAUGCAUAUGGGGCAGCCCUCCCACAAAUACGCACCUCAAGUUCCUACUUGCCUGAUGGCCAUGGAGCCAGAUGUGUGUUGGAACCGCAUGCCUCUGUACCCUACAUGGAUCCCAUCAUGAGGUUUUCAGAGGCCAUAGCUCAGCCCUGGCACCUCCUUGUAAAAGGAUCUUUGGCAGAAAGAACAAGAAAGGCCUGUGCCUAGGACUGAAGACCUUUUCCAGGCAGAAGAUAAAGGGUCACAUAGACCAAUGGUCUGAAAAUCCUUUCAUGGCAGACAUAGCCAUGGGAGUCAGUCUCUCUCUCUCUCUCUCUCUCUCUCUCUCUCUCUCUCUCGUCCUCAUCAGGCGUUCCACUUAUGUUAAAGUAAAUGUGGGAGGCAGGAGGAGAAUAACUUCUGCGGCCUCCUAACUUCGUCGGGUACUAAAAUUUGAGGCACCUUCACAAAUUUGCUUUAGACCGUCAGUUUCCACAAACUGGAAGGUGACAUGUAUAACAAUCGUGAGGAUGGAGCUAUUGUUUUCAUUCGCCCCACCUAGGUGUUUACUUUAACCUGAUCGUGAUACCUGAAGGGGGCUUAUAUCAUAAUAUCAAAAAUGGAAACUCAUUUUAAUUUGUACUAUAGUGCUUAGAAAAUCACAUCAAGAGUAUUUUUGUAUGUAUUGGGGAAAAACCAUGAUUGUUUAAAACACUUUAGUAACAUAUUUGAUGUGAGAGCUUGGAAAAUGGCAUUCUCUCUAUCCUACGUCAAACAUAGUUUUUCACAUGUGCCAAAUUUUGUAUUGUUUGAAACCAUGCUUCAAUCUCCUGAUUAAUAUCCAAAACGGACCUAAGCUAUGGAAAGACACUGUAUUGCAGCUUGUAUGUUUGCUACAGGCUUUUCGUUUCUCUACUAUAUGUUCUGUGAAACUAUUACGUUGUGCCUCUAACAUCUAUCUCUGCUUGUGAGGUACAGCAAUAUUUUAGAUGCAGUUUUUGUGCUGUGUGCACUGUCCUUUUGAGAGAAACGCCUAAGUGUUCUUGUUCUGCAGUUGCCUUUCCAAUCAACCAAACCCAAAACAAUAAUAGGACAUUUUGGCAUACUGGGCUUGUUAACUAUGACCAUUUCUCUGCCUUAUAUCACGCAUAUCUGGUAGUUUUAAAUGGAGACGUUCCAGAUACAGUCAGGCAUCCAAUGUCUUUGCCUCAAAAAAUGAAUAAAAGGUCAGUUUCUUCCUGGAAAAAAUAAGGUCAGAGAGAGCCCAUCUGCUUUGGUAUGUUUUCAUUGUAAGCACCAGGGAUAAAUGGAAUGCAUCACAUGACCUGGUUAUCAUAUGGAAUUUGGCUUCUGGAACUCAGUAGUUGUCCUUUGCAUGUAAUGCUAAACUUAUGGGUUAUGGGUUAGCACAUGAGCCACAGCGAGUCUUGGGUUUGCAUGCUCCAUUCUCUUCCUGCAAUGCAGUCCUGAAGGAGAGUUUGGAAACUUUCAUUUCUGAUGCAGACUUAGACUAUAUUUGCAGCUUUCCAUGUUGCCCAGACCUAGAUUAACCGCUUAGUCUGAACCAUGCUUAGUCAAGCUAUAGUUCUUGAAGCGGCCUUAUUUUCACCAACUGUGAUUAAGAUAAAACACAGUUCAGGGUUCAGAUGUAAAAACUAAAGUGUAGGUUGGGGGAGCGUGGGAGCCCACGACUCCUUAUGGCUUGUCUUCAUUAUCGCAGUUUGCUGUUGCAUGUGAACCAUGCCAUCGUUUCAUUUUCAAGUUGAAAUUAACUUGCUUAAAAAGAUUUUCCUUCUGUUUGCCUCCGGUAUUCUGGAUUUGUCAGACAUCUCAAGAGUGAAUUGCCAAAAAAUAAUUGUCGCCUCUGGCACGAUCUCUUUAGUAACGAGUUGAAAAUGUAGAUGGAUCUCUAGUUUUGUUAUAAAACUCCUGUUUCUUUUGGACAAAAUGAACCGAGGAAAUGAACUAUAAACUGAAAUAACCGUUGUCGAAAACAUGUAGUUGUCACGGAGAAGAAGCCGUAGGAAAGUGGUAGAGUGAAAAUGAUUUACUAGGAGAACAAUGAAACUGUUUCAUUUCAGUUCUGACCUAUACAUGUUCUGUGUUCGAAUCAGGGGGCUGCCAGCCUAGAAGCCUCUUGCCACAUGUUUGAAUGAAGGGCAAGCUAUGCCUCACAAUCCUCUAACUUCCUUACGGUAAAGAAGGGUCUGUUCGAGAGCAAUCAAGAAGGUAUUAACUUAAGUCAUCUACCUGUGUUCUUACAGAAUAUGUCUGCGUACAGGAAUGUGCUGCAAGAAAUGUGAAGAAGAAAUAAUUUCAACGGGUUUUAGUGCUCACCCAGCUCGACUGCUGUGGUGGAGUUUGUAUACCAGACCAGUUCGGCUGCUGGCUAGAUUCAGCUCUCUUAAAUAGCUUGGAGGGUUGACUAAGGGGAAGAUGGCUUCUUUGCUCUGUGAAAUACCACAUUUCCAGUGCCAACCCUGAUGAAGGGAACACACAAACUGCCUCCUGGCUGGGUGUCCUUUUCAGUCUUCUUGCCAUAGUCUGGUUUACUACCUUUGGAGCUCUCACUUUCUCCCUCAAUGUAGGGCACAAAAAGCCACACACACCCCUUCGGCAUGGAAGCAUCCCUUCUGUUUUUUUGUUUUAUUUUUUAGUAAUUGGGCAGCUUUUCAGUUCUAAUAGGCUGUUUACGACUUUUAUUUUAGAAUUAAAAACCCAAUGCAUGUCCUCUUCCCACCGCUCAUCCAACUUCCCCAGGCAAGAAGUUUCUUUUCAUGGAAACUCUCCUUUUAUAUGACUUAAUACUUUCAGUUUGCAGGUCUGGAAAGGGACAAGUAAAAUCGCAUCACUUAGAGCCCGGACCACGGAAAAAGUUUGUGUCUGCAUUUCUUUUCAGUAUACUUUUUGGGAUCCUUUUCUUACCAAGGGCAAAGUGUAUUUUUAUGUGCUGUAUUGGGUUUGGGCAAAUCCCGCGCUGCUUCUGCGAUGCCAUUCUCAAUUAAAAACUUUUGACUUUCA